AUGGAUGGGCACAUAGAUAUCACCCCGGAAAACAAUGUUUUCCCGCAAACCGGGCUGAGGAUUCCGCUUAUUCCUAAGAGAAGUUCUUCUGUGACACCUACCAAGCAGAUACGUCGCAAGAGCUCCUUCGUCCGCCGAGUGGAUUCUUCUGAAGAGUCCCCAAGUCCACAUGGUUCGAUAUUUGAAGCAUACUACCACUCAACUACCAAUAGCGAUGAGAGCGCAGUUGUCGAAUCAUGGCCUAUGAGAACUCUGCCAGGCCAUAAUCAGCCGGCAUCAUCUACUCAAGGUCGAGAAAAUGACGAGAACAGCAGAGUAGGACCGAAACCCGCAACUUCAUCUGGCGUCUACGAUAAACAGUUUCUUUAUGGUCGAGGUACCGUCCUCGAAACUAUCACAGAGCAGAACAGCCACGGGUCGAUGAGAAUAUUUGCACGUGCAAAGUCUGCGGACGAACUGCACCGUAUCCCAUUCCUAGGUCACCGAGAUAGCUUUGUUGUAUCUAAAAGUCCCCGGCGCAAGAAGUCUCUCAGCCUCGACGACCGGAACUUAGUAAAAGGCUCUUAUCAUCAAGCGGUUGCCAUGAUCGAGCGAACCACACAGAAACCUUUGCCAAUACACGAGAUAUAUGCACGGCCGAAGACUCCCGUUCAAGAACCGCCGCAACGACCUCCAACCCCUCCUGGUAUGCCGUCUUGGACCGAGCACCAACUUCGCCCACCUCAGCGGCGAUCAAGCAUCACACGAGGGGCUUCAAAUCGAUUACAACGAUUCUUUGGCAUUCAACCAUCUAGAAGCAGAGUGCCCAAUCCAGCACCUGCAGGCCGGCCAGUAUCAGCUCCAGUAGGAGGUCAGAUACCAAGGACCGCAAGAUACAGGCCACCAAAAAGCGUAUAUGGCCGUAUCGAUCAACAUCCUUUUAACAAUGCUUCAGUAGCGGUUGUCGAUCCAUUUCCACGAGAGUCUAUAUUGAGCAGGCCCACCGGCCAACGCAAGUCAGUUCGCUUUACACCUUCAGCUACAGCCCGAGACUCCGAGAUGCUUGCUCUCCAGACCGCAGUCGAGUCAACUCACAACCCCCCUCUGCCUACGGUACAAGUAGAACCUACAUCCCCAAUUCCAAAUACACCUUCGCGGCCAAGCACUCCGGAAAACCGAAGACAAUGUCCCCACCGCAAAGGUCAACACGCAGCACUCAAAUACCUCAACCAUACGAACACCUCGACGCCAGGCAACGAAUACCAAGCUAUCCUCUCUAACCCUCUCAUCCGUCAAAGCUCUCUUGCAUCAUUACCCAAUCUCUUCCCACCCUCGCCGACUCACCCCUCUUCCAGCGCGUCUUCUCGACGCGACGAUCUCAAUAUUGAUUGGGGCAUCCUUGAUACAACUCCAAUGACCGGGGAACUCUCCGAUUUCUCGGCCACCCAUCUCAUGACGGGCGCUCUUCUGGCUCCAUCCCCUUCCCCAACUCCCUUGUCCCCUCAACCCGAAAGCGGCACACUCCUUCCUCAUUCGAACGAGAAUUUCCAAUGCUGGAAAUGCAAGCUGGAGGCUUUCCGGGAAAGAAUUGAUAAGGUAUGGUAUAGAGGUGGGAGCGGUCUUUGUUUCAUCUGUUGUGGGGUUGAGGUCGAGGAGGAUGUGAGAACGCCGGGACUAAAUAAUGGGACUAUGAGGUCUGGUAGGUAUUCCGAGAUGAUGAAUGGUAGCGAGAGCGCAAGGAGGGGGUGGUGGGGUGUUGCUGACAGCCCUAUGCGUCCAGCUAGGAGGGUGGCGUUGGAGAGCACGCGGGCUGCCAUACGUUGA
This is a messenger RNA of Amorphotheca resinae ATCC 22711, 1803 nucleotides long. RefSeq lists its product as hypothetical. The record is from RefSeq and is a predicted model, not a curated record. Lineage: Eukaryota; Fungi; Ascomycota; Leotiomycetes; Helotiales; Amorphothecaceae. The transcript has a single exon. Bases 1 to 1803 code for a protein of 600 amino acids.